This is a messenger RNA of Dufourea novaeangliae, 1291 nucleotides long. RefSeq lists its product as uncharacterized. Gene Ontology annotation, cellular component: extracellular region. The transcript is spliced from 8 exons. Bases 83 to 1291 code for a protein of 402 amino acids. Gene Ontology annotation, biological process: innate immune response; central nervous system formation; regulation of Toll signaling pathway. Gene Ontology annotation, molecular function: Toll binding; growth factor activity. Lineage: Eukaryota; Metazoa; Arthropoda; Insecta; Hymenoptera; Halictidae. The record is from RefSeq and is a predicted model, not a curated record.
GAGAUAUCCUUAAAACAUACUUCCGACGUACAACCUUACAUACUACCUCCUCUGCAUCAAAGAAUAUAUAAAGGAUACAGCGAUGGACUUCCGUACGUUUGUUAUGAUUCUUUUAUGCGCGUCGUCGUUCGCCGAGGAACAGAACGAACCGAAACCAUCGGCAUCGAUCGACGCCGAUCCAUCGGCAGAAUCGGACGAACCACCGGAAGGAUAUUACGCGUUCGUCAAAUCGCCUAACGCCGAACCGCCCAAAGUGAGGCCACCUCCUUACAUAGACAGCGAUAAGGAAUGCUACGACACCGGUAAACAGGGGAAAGGUUUCGUGUCUAUACACAAUAUCUGCGGUGACCUUAACAAGGGCUACAUCCCACGAAAUCCCAUGAGUCAAUACUUCAAUGGUUCUUCCUAUCCCUUCGCGUUACUAAAGAAUCACACCCUGAAGUUUCUGAGCAAAGCCCUGCCUAUUCUGAAGGCCGACGAAUCUCUGCCCAAGGUCGCGACCGUUCAAGCCUACUCCCAAAAUUCCGUCGACACCGACGAGAAAAGAGGCAGAAGCAAACGAUCAUCGGAAUCGACGAGUAGCUUAGACACGAUCAGAAACGGUCGGAAGUUCUGCGAGAACGGCGAAGGAGUGGUUUGUAUGCUGUACAAAGCCAUACAAGGCGAACCGCUCGCUACGUCAGCGGCGGAACGCCGGGACGAGCCCUCUACCCCUGAAUACCGUCAACGAACACCGACACAGGAGAAACCGGAGUACUCUGGCCCACCCACUCCUUGUCCAGCCAAAGUAGAAUACGCGACACCAGUCUUCGCAAAAAAUUAUCAAGGUGUAUGGCGUUACGUAGUCCAGAUACCUUAUGAGGGCUACUUCACGCAGACCAUCGAAGUCACCAGAUGCAUGCAAUCGAGGUGCCACUAUUUGGACGGUGGUUGUCUGUCGUCCCCGAGAUGGACCAGUUUGCUGGUAGCGGAAAUAUUUUAUCCCGACACGAUUCUCGACGAGAAUGAAAACUCGCGGUUUAGCGGCCUCAGGGAUCCUGCCGGUUCCCCGCCGCCAGUUCACGAUUUCCAAAAUUAUCAGCAAUACUUACAGAAACGUGCUGACGAGAACGAAGCUCGCAACAAUGCUGGCGGUUCGCAACAGUAUCACUGCGACGGCAUCGAUGAGAUGGGUUGUUUCCAGGUGAGGUUAUACUACGACUGGUUCCUGGUGCCGGGCAGCUGCAAGUGUUGGCGUCCGGACUACUUCAAUCGGUACGUUCGUCGAAGCGGUUCGAGCAUGGAGUUGUGA